This is a messenger RNA of Cotesia glomerata, 654 nucleotides long. RefSeq names its product venom serine carboxypeptidase-like. The record is from RefSeq and is a predicted model, not a curated record. The transcript has a single exon. Gene Ontology annotation, biological process: proteolysis. Bases 1 to 654 code for a protein of 217 amino acids. Lineage: Eukaryota; Metazoa; Arthropoda; Insecta; Hymenoptera; Braconidae. Gene Ontology annotation, molecular function: serine-type carboxypeptidase activity.
AUGAACUUCGGGAAUCACUUGCACGAAAUUGGACUGCUGGACCUGAACGGCAAGGUUAGAUUUAACUUGUACGAAGAGAAAAUAAGGUCCUUGAUCAAAAACAAUCAACUUACAACCGCUGUAGAGGUUUUAGAUGAACUUCUCUUCAAUUCUCCUUCUAUUUCAAAUCUAACUGGAAUCAAAAGGUACUUUUUCAGUUAUUUGGACAACCAAAAUCCAGAUAACUGGGAUACUUUGGUGGAAUGGAUUCAGCGUCCUGAUAUUCGAGCUGCUAUUCAUGUUAGCUAUGACACUCCUUUCAAGAUAGUUAACGAAACAAUUUUCCAAUACUUGCAGCAUGAAUUCAUGAAUUCAGAGGCUGAUAAGGUAACUAAGUUGCUUUCGAAUUACAAAGUUAUCUUUUAUAAUGGACAAUUGGAUAUGGUUAUUCCUUAUCCUUCUAUAGAGAAUGUUUUGCUGAAUUUACAGUGGGAAGGUGGUGAAGAGUUCAAAAAUGCUUCUAGAAGUGUUUGGUGGAGUAGUGAUGAGUUAGUGGGGUAUUUUACGAAAGUAAGAAAUCUAAGUGUUGUGCUAAUUCGUAAUGCUGGACAUGCUUCUGGUAUUGAACAACCAAAGUGGGUUUUAGAAAUGAUCACUCAAUUUACUCAUAAUUGA